This is a messenger RNA of Ostrea edulis (European flat oyster), 3090 nucleotides long. RefSeq names its product 1-acyl-sn-glycerol-3-phosphate acyltransferase epsilon-like. The transcript is spliced from 8 exons. The coding region runs from base 391 to 1494 and encodes 367 amino acids. Gene Ontology annotation, molecular function: acyltransferase activity. NCBI's taxonomy places the organism in Eukaryota, Metazoa, Mollusca, Bivalvia, Ostreida, Ostreidae. The record is from RefSeq and is a predicted model, not a curated record. Gene Ontology annotation, cellular component: mitochondrion; endomembrane system.
GUCUCGACGGGGAGUUUACUAUACAUUCUUACUGAGGUCAAAGUCAUUCUAUUCCAUACAAGUAAAUAGUCCAGUAAAGAAUAAUUUAAUAAAGAGGCCUACAUCUUAUCUAAAAUUUAGCCUACAUGCACUUGUAUUUUUUUUUUUUUAUUAUUAUUGUACAAUGGGUGUAUAUGAUGAAUUGUGUAUCAACUUUGAUAUACCGCUAUUUCAUAAAAGAUAAAAACUUAUUUCAAAUAGUAUUUUUAUCAGAAAGUAAGAAAACAAAGUAUGUUGAAGCAUUGCAGACAUUUUCAGGUCGUAUGAAUAAUUAAUAGUACAACUUGCUCCUUGUGUCGAAAUACCGGAAGUAGCACAUGUUAAGCGUAAACAAAACAUUUAUUAUGAAAAAUGUUGUCGAUUUUGGUACAUAUGCAGUUUCUACGAUGGCUAUUCCCCGCAACUGCAUUGCUUAGUGCUGCUCCCAUACAUAUUACGGUUUGGGCAGCUAUCCGAUUUCUUACCUUGCCCUUUCCGAGGCGUGUGUACAGGUCUGCGGAUGACCUUCUCUACGCAACCUACCAGAGAUAUGUCUUGUUUUUCAUGCACUGUUACACUGGUGCUGAGAUCCACACGUACGGAGAUGCAGAAGCUCUGGCUAAUCCAAAUGAAAAUGCUGUCUUCAUUUGUAACCACCAAUCAACAAUGGAUUGGGUUGUUGCCAAUAUAGUGGCCCUGGAGCACCGAUCUCUCGGGCACGUUCGAUACGUUAUAAAGGACGGACUGAAAUAUUUCCCUCUGUAUGGUUUUUACUUCAAACAACAUGAUUGUAUUUAUGUAAGAAGAGGAAAUUUCAGUAAGCAGUCUAUGGAAAAACAAGUGAAGAGGUUUGCCGCUAGAGAUGAACCAGUUUGGAUGAUAAUAUUUCCGGAGGGAACAAGGUUCAAUCCCAGCAAUAAGGAUCUUGUAGAUAAAACAAGAUUGUUAGCAGAAAAGAAGGGCAUAAAUCCACCCGAGUAUGUACUACUUCCCAAAAUUGGAGCAUUGCAAGUUUGUCUGGAACAAAUGAGAGAGCAUGUCUCGGUGAUUUAUGACGUCACAAUCGCCUAUAGCAACACGGUGAACAGUGCUGGGACCAGACAGGAGGCUCCCGGGAUGCCAGAGUUCUUAAUGCAAACGUCACCUGAAAUUCACCUGAACAUUGAAAAAGUCAAGGUGACCGAUGUACCAGACGAUGUGAACAAAUUACAAGCUUGGUUAGAACAGCAGUUUCAGAAAAAAGACAGGUUGUUGUCCCACUUUUAUUCAGUGGAUAGAGACAAAGCCGGCAGAUUUGAAGGAGAAUGUAAACGUCUGCAGAUUUCUCUCACACAAACCUUGCCAGCAGCCCUCUUUUAUAAUGGCUGCCUCUAUUUGAUGUUGUCAAAUCCUGCCACACGAUCAAUGUACUGGAAGAUCAGCCUGUUCGGAACAUUAAUCGGAUGUGUAUGGAUGUCAUUCAGAUCACAAGCGUAGCUUUAAGUGGUUUUUACUGCGAGUGAAAGUUUGAUUGCACAUUGAUAUUUGCAGAACUAGGUUUACAAGUGUACGGAGUUUUUAAGAGAUUUUAUUUACAAAUGUAGCGUUUAUAUUUGCCUUUUUCCUAUGCAUUGUACUGUCUGGUGUGAUAUUUUUCCAUUGUCUUUUAUAGAAGUUUUUAAGAUGUGUUUUUACAGCAAGACUGCCAUUUCCUUUUAUUGACUGUUUUAUACCAAAAAUGUUCUAGUGAUCAAUGUAGUACAGUUCGCAAUCAAAUGUUACUCCUCCUCCACAUACGAUAGUGGAACAUUCCACAUACAAUAGUGAAACAUUCCACAUACGAUAGUGGAACAUUCCACAUACGAUAGUGGAACAUUCCAUCCUGUAUGUGGAUUCAGUUAAUUAAUCGUACGUGCUUCCCCUUCUUGUAUAAGCUUUGCCUGAUACCGUUACAUAUCCUGACUGUGUUCUGUGAUAGUUACGUAAUACUGUGGUUCUACCAGUUUUUUGUGCCAUUGUUUGGUGAAGUGAGGGAUACUAAUUUGAAUCUGUCUAAUGGUCUGUCUGUAAGACUUAGGUUCUCAGAUGAUACCUCAAAUACUCAAUGAAACUUUAGAUUCUCUAUGAUGACAGGAUGACCCCUUUUGUUUUUGAGGUAGGAAGGUCAGAGAUUAGAUGAGAGAUGUUUCUGGAUAAUGUUUCAAAUACUAUUUACAUGAAGAGUUUUCAUGACUUAAGGGGGAAUAAUACUACACCAUUAUAAUGGCUGAUUUCAUUUCGAACAGCAAUACAUGUAUAUUCCUUUUAAAUCAGAUUGCCUAGCUGUGUAGCUCAAUUGGUCAGCAUGUUGACUGCUGAUCUUCAUUAGUUUGUGCAUUCGAGAUUACUUUCUACUAAAUUUGCAUAAUUAUUUCAAGUACCAGGUAAAUAAGGUAAAUUCGAAAGUUUUCAAUUUCAAAAUAUUACUGUACAUACAUAUCCUCCACUUUUUAUCUAUAUCAGAUAUCUCUGGUGUUAUUCCUCCUUAUAACCAUUACAUCGGUUGUUUUUAGAUUAAAACACUCAGGUCACUGGUUCAUAUCAUAAUGGUAAGAAAUCUGAUAUCUCAAUACUAUUCAAGAUUCAGCAAUGAUAUUUCACAUGCAGGGUUUUUAUCACAAAAGGAUGACCUGUCACUUCCAGAAUUCAAGGUCACCAGUUCACACAAGGUAACAAAUUGUCUUUGGGUUAUUAAAAUCGGAUAUUGCACUGAAAAUUCACAAAAAGAGUUUUUGUUAAAACAAAAUAAUUUCCAUUUCUAAAUAAGCACAAAUCAAAUAAAUGUACAUAUUGUACAUGUAUCUUCAGGCAGGUGACGCAAGUUCACUGAAUUUCGCUAAUUAGCUCCAAAUUAUGAGGGUGAUGAAAUGGAAUUUUGGUUAUGAAUAAAAUGGAAGCACAUCAAUGACAGGGGAAUCUGAAUUCAGGAUUGAUUAGGACUUAAAAUGUUAAUUAAAACUUCAGUCUUUUUGUUCGUCAUUCAUUACUGGUGUGUUCAGUGGAAAAUAAGAUCUGUGUUGAUCAAAGAUUUUUUUUAUAAAAUAUUGAACUACA